This is a messenger RNA of Protopolystoma xenopodis, 210 nucleotides long. Lineage: Eukaryota; Metazoa; Platyhelminthes; Monogenea; Polystomatidea; Polystomatidae. The record is from the annotation of a GenBank genome assembly.
AUGUUAUCUCGCUCUGAUGAUGUCCGUGAUAUGACGGAAGAAAGCUUACACAUUUUCACCGGAAUCGAAGGAGAUUGUCUCGGAAACAGCGUCAGCAUGAAUGUUCCAGUAAAGCCAAUCGGCAGCUGGUCAAGAGGAAUUUGCCGUCGUCUUCUGGUGGAACCGACCCUUAACCUCUUCACCCAACACUUUCACUUGAAAUGGAAGUAA